Porites lobata is the source of this 10422-nucleotide messenger RNA. Lineage: Eukaryota; Metazoa; Cnidaria; Anthozoa; Scleractinia; Poritidae. The record is from the annotation of a GenBank genome assembly.
CUGAUGUUUUAUGGUCGACUACUGAAACUGACUAAGCGGCGACAAAAAGCGAUGGAUUUUUUGUCGCGUUAAUCUUUCUCUGACAACGUCACAAUUCUGGUAAGUACUAACAGUAUACUAUGAAAUUAAAUAGUAAGUUACAGGUAAAAAUUAAAAAAAAAACUUCGUUUAUUUGUGCAUUCAGGGCUGGAGACACAAAGGACAAACUAACAGGAAUUCUAGUUUUGAACACUGAAGCCCCAGCAAGGGCAACUGUUCGGAGAAGCAAAUGUUGCCUAGGGUUUUCUGUGGCUUGUGGAGGGCUAAAAAUUUCCGAAUGAGCUUUCCAUUCCUGUUAAAUUCCCUGCGAUUUUCUGAAUUUCAAGUUUUCACAUUUUACUCCCCAGGUUAGGCUAUUUUUAACGUUUUACGAAAGUGAAAUUUUUUUAUUUCUCUCUCCAUCACAUUUUUGAAUACAAAAAUUUUACUCUAAAGUAAAAGUGGCGGUUUUGCAUCACCCGAGUAGCGCAGCUGAUGAAGUAUCCCUCUGCUAAGUGAGUGGACGCUGGUUUGAACCUGCCCGGCAGAGCACUAACUGACUAAGAUCUUUCCCGGUCUUUUCCGUUUUAACUGCAGAACUAGGUCAGUCGGUAGAUGGUCCAUUACUGCAGUCAGAGUCACUGAGAAAUGAAGGUAUUCCCUUUGCCCUGCAAACGGCCAGACCUUCGCGUGGCUCGAUUGUCCGCGUAACACAGCGUCAAGUUAGUGUUCGGCAAUUAGCAUUUUCGUGCUAUGUAUAUGAACACCAAAUGAAGUGCCUUUUUUAAUAGUAGGAGGAGGUGUAAGAGCCCUCGCCAGUGCUGGUCGAAAAAACGGAGGAAGUAAUAAAACUUUCAAAAAGUGAGCCCCAUUUCGAUUAGGAAGGGACCGAGUGUUCCGCCUAAUCUGCAGUGUUAACUUUGAAAUUUCGAAUUCAAGGAGCAAAAUCUAUCAAACCCUGUGAAUUUUUUUCUUGAAUCUAUCAAACAAAUUUCGUUAGAGAAGAUAUGUUAGUCACCGAGAAAAUAUUUCGCCAAACAGCUCGUAAACGAAAUUCCCUGGAGUUGCUUUAGGCAUGCAAUAAUCACGAUGAGAAGAAUCGAUUGCUUGAUACUCGCUCAUGAUGCAAGUAAUCUCCAUGUCUUUGUUUUUAUUUAUUUGGAAUGAAUGAAUUUAUGAUUUUGCAUUUCCUUGCUGGGAUAAUUGUUAGUAGCGACCUUUCUGACUCGCUUUAUCAUUGCCUACUAUUAAAAAGUUUUAAAAUUUUACUUGGUAAAAACUGACAGGUUGAUUUACACUGCUCUCUGCAUAAAUUUAAGAAAGCAGUUGUUUCUCCAAUUUCAGAAUCAAAAUGCGAUCGACAAACGAACACUUGGCGCAAGCAAAAUUUAGAACACUGACCCGCAUUCAACGAUCUAUCAUGCUGAAUUAAGUAAAGCCGUUUCGUGUUUUGAGAACUUUGAUAUCCAAUUUUAUCAAAAAAAUUAAGAAGCAACUUUCCUAAAAAUAGAAGCAAGAUCCAGAUCCGUCUUGUCGUUUUCUUAACUCCGUUAUUACUUCCUUGUACAACAGGUGACUGCUGCAAAGUUAGGGCCCUGAACAACUCCACUGGUUGACGACAUUGGACUCUUCCACUUAACUUGACAAACGUUCUCUAUAUAAUCAGGUGGUGUACUUGUGGUUUUCUUGAUAUCUCUUAGUCCCUGCAAAAACAUUCUGCUUGAGAUUUUUGGUUUUGAAACUUUCCUUUCUAUUCCAGAGAUCUGUGGAUUAAACGAUAAAAGGUGCAAACUUUGUUAUCUUUUAAAAGAGAGGAUAAAACAUUACAUAUUAUGUUGAAAUGAUGAUAUGAAAUUCAUCGAUCAGUUGGGGAGACAUACUUUCACGACAAACGUCAAUCUUAGGUUAAAGAUUUUCUCAAAUUAGGAAAUUGGUGGACAAAAACUGUCCGAACAAUUCCUAUUUUGUAUAACAGGCGUAAAAAAAUAUAAUUUUUGUUUGUUGUAGAUAUAAAAAACAGUUCACAGCGAGUUAAAGGAAAUCUUCAGUGGUCGCGUUACGAGCACCGUAAAGGUGAUUCAGCGUUUUCACAUGACGUCACGGCGGCCGUAUUGGUGUUCUAGAACACUGGAACGGCGGCCAUGUUUGUGUUCCCAACCAAUACUGUGGGAGUUGAACUCUUUCCUUAUGUAAACGCUUUCUUUUGUUGCAAUUUAUUUGCAUAAAUGCUGGGCACGUGCGUGAAAACUGCUCUAAUGACAACUGGUCUGCAAAAAUACAAACUUCUUCACCAACUCUUACUGGGUCUUACUGAAAUCCUUAUGUUCUUUUCUUUUGAUCUUUUCCCACGACCUUGACUAGGAUUUCAUGCAAUUUAAUUUUGAAACUGUAUUUGCAGCAGCUGCUGUUUCUAACCAUAUCAAAGCAUAAUAUCCAGUUUGUAACACCAAAGUCUAAAAACAAAAAGCUGCAAUGAGACCGACCGCAGACAAGGAAAAUUAUCGCUGUAGUGGCUUCGUGAAAAACUCGGUUUUGCGAUAGUCAAUUUGAAUAGCUUAGGCUGACGAUCAACUAACUUUUUCCUUGCGUCGCAGUAACGGUCGAAAGGCCGCACAUGACUUUUGCUGCGAUUUUCAUAUUGACCGUCAUUGUGGGAUGAGUACCCCGAAAUUAGUGCGCACCUAAAAUGCAAUAACAUGGCGUCACUUGUUAAAGUAAAAUAUCACACAUGUAUAGCAACCAUACAGGAACCCAUAAUCCUGAGCGAGCAACUUCCAUGCGCUUGUGUCAUGGCGUUUUCACGGACCAGUUUGUUUUUAGAACGCUUUUGGCGCGAAUUUUGAAUAUUUGGUAAACUCCACAAACUAGUCAGCAAAAUCUACAGACCUAAAAAUGAUAUUUUUUGCCUUUUAAUAACAUUUAGUUUUCUUUUUUUAUAUCUUAUACUUCGAACGCGCUCAUAGACUUGGUAGAGAUUCUAUUUUCGCCGGAAAAAGUGCCCUAAAAUGUGUUUAAAAAUAAAUUAAACUGGUCCCUAAAAACGCCGUGACAUAGACCUAGUAUGGGAGUUGCUCGCUCCGGGUUAUGGACUCCUGCUUAUUAUAAAAAUUCUUUGUUUCUCACCUUAGAUCUGAGUCACAAUGCCCAAUAUACACUUCUUCGUCUCACUCUUGCUCGUGACAACUAUAUCUCAUGCUGGUAAGUCAUAUUCCAACUUGUUAUAACCCUGUCCCUUGUUCACCUCUCCCGCACCCCCUCUCCACCUCCCCCCCCCCCCCCCAAAAAAGAGAAAUUUGCAUAACAUUGUUCAGAGCGUUUACACAUGACGUCACGGCGGCCAUGUUGGUGUUCCAAACCAAUCCAGCGGUAGUUGAACGCUUUCUUUUGUUCUAAUAAUUUUGGAUUGAUACUGGCCAUGUGAGCGAAAAGGCUUUAUCAUAGAUCAUAGUCGUCCCAAGAGAAAUUGAAGACGAUGCCUAUGUUGUAUGAUGGGCAAUGUGAAAAUGGUGAAUUAUUUGCAUUCUUUAUUCGAUUUUGCAUACCCACUUAUAAUAUGAUCAGUAUGAUUUAACUCAUGUUACAAAUCGCCAUUUCGUCCUCACUUUGGGGUAAAACGUCCAGAUAUGUACAAGCCCUGUAAUUACAGUGCGACUACUGUAACCGGGGCCACUUAGAGAAAAUUGACCAAUCGGAUUAUAGCGGAGCUCCAUGGCUAAGUAAAUCUACCCAUCCUAGACAAUUUGGUAAUCACGUGACCGUACACCGAGCGACCGGGCGCCCGUCCAUCCGCACCACAGGCAUACCAAUGUAUAAAAUAACUCAAUCAACAGGUAUGGCAACCAAAGUUAUUUUGGCCGGAAAUCGCAUAAACACCGGCGUCUUGAAAAGCAGAGACAACUAAAGAGUCAAUAAAAACGAAAACGGAAAGCGGAGAUUGUUUCUGUAUCCGUGGUGUCUAAAGUACUAAGCUUAAUAGAUUAAUUGUCACGUCUACAAAUUUGGAAUAGAGAGCAAGAGAAAGACAGAGAAAAAGAGAAAGCAGGCGGCAGGCCAGCGAAGCUCAAAGAGAAGAAAAACAAAGGAGACAUUUUUUUGUUGGAAGAACAACAUGAAAACUUUGUAGCGGCGGUGACAAAAUGAGAAAUGCUAGCGUCCACCAAUGCAAAGUGAAAAUGAGCGGCAGUGAAAAAAAAGUGAAUGAAAACACGUUCGACAUUUCCUCCAAUUCCAAAAAACAUGUAACAAAGAAGUUUCUGGAAGUUUCACAUUGUAAUCGUGCAAAACAACGGCAAAGAAAUGUACAAAAAAAUUGUGCUCCUCGUGCAAACUGGCUUUUUUGCUAAUUAGACCUAUUGUUGUUUUUCACCGUUCUCCGGCGUUGCCUUCCCCGCUUGCCAUUACACGAUUCUAUACUUUGUUUGGACAAACUUUAAAUAUUAUCAAGAGCUUCCCUUUUAACCCUGGCUAAACCUAAAUAAAAAUAAAAUAACAAUUUAUUCCGGGAAAGUUGGUUGUGGGCCAAUCACCAGCCGGUAAAUAAAACAACAAAUUACUCGAAACAAAACAAUGAUAGUUAUAAUUAUUUACUUCUAUAGCACUAUAUCGAUGAAAAUAAUUAGCAAUUUAUGAAUGAGGCUGAGUAGAGUAGGAUAUGAAGAAUUAAGCAGUUCGAGGAGGGUGUUAUCCACAGAGGCCGAAGGCUGAGGUGGACAACACCCUCCGAGAUCUGCUUAAUUCUUCACGUCCUACGAAAGCCGAAUUCAUUAAUUGCUUUAUUAUUCAUUCAAAAUAAUUCCUAGUUUAAUAACAUAGCUAAAACUUGCUUACCUGCAUCGAUCUGAAGUUUAUCUUCGAUAGUGUACGUUUAGGUUUGUCCAGCUCCGCAAAAAUUCUCCAGAUAGCAUAUGUCGCCUCCGAGUGGUCGUCUUGCUGUUUUUGCUAUGUUUUUAGCCAUUAUUUCGCCUAGUUCCAGCUGUAGUUCUUACUCUUGAAACGAGUGAAGUGUCCGCCAUUUUAGUUUUCACAACGAAAACAACUCAACCUCGUCCCCAGGUCUUCUCGGUUAACGGUGCAUUAACCUGUAGAAGGCUGCAUUUUUGACGUCAUUUCCUCGUUAAACACAAAAUUCUUCAAAAAUUUGGUCAUCAGUAACUGGUUAUGGUGAAUUAUGCGUGUGCCUUAAGCCAAUCAGAAUUGGGGAAAUAUUUUGAAUGAAUAAUAAUGCCCUAUAGUGCCUCACAGAGAUAAAACCUGCCUUACAAUAUACAAUAGCUUACAAAUAGACUCUAUCUAAGUGUUAAAAAGGCCAGAAAGAACAAAAUUUACAACUGUUUAGAAAUAAUUAAAAAUUUAAGUCUAGAAAAGGUGAAUAAAUAACGGGUGCGUGAUAGACUACCAGCUGGCAGGCAGAAAAGAGGUUUUUCAAUGUGCUCUUUCUGAGUAUGUGGGUCUGGUGUUGUUUAACCCAUAAAAAACCGGCUUGUACCCAUCCCUUCUCGAUUUGAAAUAAGGAAAUGGCAGAAAUUUAUCUCCAGAGACGAAGAUCACUUUAUUAAUCUUAAUUUGUUCAUUUUUCUUUAGCUUUACGUUGCCCUGAUGAUUGGAUUGAGUUUCAACGUUCUUGCUACAAGGUGAUGAAAAAAAAUGAAAGUUCCAAGAUAUUCGGAGGUUGGUUAAAAGCGUCUCGCGUGUGUUUGGGGUAUGGAGGUUAUCUUGUUAGCAUGAUAAGUGAAAAGGAAAAGCAAUUUGUUCAUGAACUGUCGUCUCCGAGGUUAAAAAACCAAUCUGCUUGGAUUGGGUUGGUUCAUCGGCUUCCGAAGGAUAUAUAUUCAUGGAACGAUGGAAGUUCUUUUAAUCCUUCUUUAUCUGUCAACUGGUGUGGAAAUACAACAAGUAAGCUUAAUGGGAAUGGCACCAAAUGUGUGGAACUACUCAGAUAUGGCUGGAACCUUACUGAAUGUUGCAAGGAAACCGAGUACUGCAUCUGUGAAAAACCGAAAGGUGAGUUGCUUCUAAAUACGUGAAGAAAGUAACCAGGCCUAUAUACAAUUGACAACAAUGCACAGAAAUGUUUGCCAAAAGGAUCUGAUAAAGCCAAAGUAAUAGGCCAUUUGCGCUAAGAGGUCAUGUGACAUCGCUUUUAUGAAAAUGAAAGUUAUAUGAUUCGCGCGGGGGAAGAUGGAAUGGAUGCGCGCUCUCUUUUCCUUUCUGACAAACCUUUCCACAACACAAAGAGGCUUCUACGGAGGAGAGAGGCCUUUCUGCCGAGGGAGACGUGAUAAAACGACUGAAAUUCAUGCAGGCUCUGACGCCAGUUGUUCAAAAAUUAACUAACCCUACCCUACGGAUAAUUCUCUAUCCGAUGGAUAGUGUGGCUGGUUGAGUUAUCGACUACAUAGUUACAGAUUUUACUAGGAACAUGAUGAUAAGGAUCUAUGAGAAAGAUGUUCUUCUUUUUCUUUGGUAACAAAGGCGGCUCGAAAGAAAAAAAUCUGAGUACUCCAAAAAAGCAGUAGAACCUAUGAGCUUCUGGUUGCUAGUACAGAUGCUCUAUCACUGAGCUACCGGAUACUCAUGAGUGCUAAGGCCACUAAACUAGGGUCAUGCGACAAACCAGGGGCACUCAGCGAAUGUUUCAGUCUGCAAAAUAUCUCUUUCGGAGAAGCAAAUAUUGGCUCCAAUUUUCUGUCACUUGGGGACGGCUAAAAAUUUCUAGAUGAACGUUCCAUUCAUAAACAAUUUUCGAAGCUUGUCCAAUAAAUUCCCUACGAUUUUCUGACGUUAAAGUUUUCACAUUUCACUCCCCAGGCUAGGCUAUUUUUCGGAGAAAAAAGAAAAUCUACAAUUUUCGGAUCCAAAAUACGUUAAAUCGCUUUUCAAAUGUUCGGGAAAAUAAUGUACUGAAGCCCUUGUACUGUUCGAAAGAUUCACGUUCCCCUGGGAUGAUCGAACAGAUAAAAAUUUUAUAGAGCCGCUUAGAAUGCACUUAUAAAGGUCUAAAGGUGCUCUGGAUAGCCAACAAGUGUCGUCAAUGUAUUUAGGAGGAAACCGUCGUUGGGUGUCCCUGACAAACAUCCUGCAUACUUCAAGCACUGUAAUCUCGAUAUGUGCUUAUACGCAAUGAUGGAGAUGUGACGGUGAAUUUUAAGCCUGGUAAAUUCAUGAGAAAGAUAUUUUUCAGUCACUAGGUGACACAGGCGGCUCUAAAAAUUAAACGACAUUCAUUGGAAAUCGUUAUAUUUAAUUUUUCCUAUCCAUUAGGUCCAUUGAGUUGCCCUGAUCAUAAUGAAGGACACCUGAAUGGAUUAUCUUGCUACUAUACGCACUGGACUUCAAAAACAUGGGAAAACGCAAAAGAGGACUGCACUGCUUCUGGAAGCAAUUUGGUGAAAAUAAAUGGUACUAACAAAAAUGACACGGGAUUCCUGAUCCGCCUGUUGGACACUAUUAAUUUCAAAAAGGUAGCUGAAUUAAGUAAGAGUGACCAAAAAACAGGUAGCACCAUAAACAAAUAUGGAUAUAAAAAAUAUAGUAUUUGUCAGUUACUGAAUAAAGCUGAGUAUGAUAACAACAAUUAUGCAUAUCGAGGAGGGCUAUGACCCUGAUUGAAUUGGUUGGUUUUUUCCUAUAUUUCGCAAAUAUGGUAGGCUUCUGCUGAUUAUGAGAAAAUACAUGGAAAAUUGAUCAGCCAAUCAUAAAUGGUGAAAUAUUUUGUAGAGGUACUAAAUGCCUCUAAAUCUUUACCUGUUAGCAUACCCGACUGAGAACCUAUACACGCAGAGGGUAGAGGGACGCCUUAUGACAUUUUAUAAUCAAUCACAGACUAACUAGCAUGAAUGUGGACUCAACCGCUGUUCAGUGAUAGAAACAGGUCCUAGACAAGCUUCACAUGAUGUUCUAUGAUUGCUCAUCGCUGUUAUCAGGCCCCUAUUUUUUCAAAAGGUGCUUAGUGUUUAGUUAUUCACCUUUUGAAAAAUUAGAGCAAGCCAGGAGACAAUGAAACGUCGGUGGCUUAGGGUAAAGAAACGGAAAGAACUAUAGUUAGUACAUUAUCAUCAUGAUCAUGAUCAUCAUCAUCAUUAUUAUUAUUACUGACAUCAUUCGUUAGUUGCUGUUUUUCUUUUUUAUUUUAAAGGACAUUUGGAUCGACCCUGAAGGAACCAACUCUAAACCGUGUUUCAUAAUCCCGAAGACAGAUGAUGGAAAGACAGACCGUGACUGUGGCCAAACGCAUGCUUAUCUUUGUGAAAAGCCCGUCCCAGGUGUGAUUUCAUUAUGGUGGCACACUUCCAUUUGAAGGCUACGAAUUAAGUAGCUUUAAUUAAAAAAAAAAAUGAGGAAAGUAAGGUCUUCUUACCAUUAUUUUUAUAUAAACUUUCAUCGCGGCUCUUUACGCCGGUCAAAAACUGCACAAAACCAAAAAGUAUCUCAGACCCUGCUCAGAUAAAAAGAAGAAAAAACUUUUCUGUUGCCUAUGUUAAUUAUUUUCAAAAUUCCUUUUCAAACAGUCAGUAACCUUGGUAUCCGAGGGUACUUGCUAAAAUGGCCUAUAUGGGGAGGCUCCGCCAGAAAGGGGUGCUCCCCUUUUUCAGGCUUCAGGUGUAUCAAAGGGUAGGGGUUACUCUUGUUAAAGUAUGUAAAACGUGCGGGAAAUCUGUCAUUGCGGUCCCAGGCGCAUUUUAUGGCUGUGAAAAAACAAGAAAACUUUCUGGUUUAGCGACUUGUUCAUAGCUUAAAGGCCGUACAUUUACAGCAGUUAAAAAAGAUGCAGCUUUCUAAAUUGGUAUGUAAAAGGGGUGCCAUUUUUCAAUUAAAGAUAUGCGAAAGGGGUCCCUUUUUUGUCAAAAAUUAGUACAUAAAAGGGUAAGGGGUUGGACCUCAGGGCAUAGCUUCCCCGUAUAAAAUUUUGUUAAGUACUUUCCCCUCUCCUCCCCGGGCCUUGGCAAUGUGUUAACGUCUUUAGUCCAGAAUUAAAAGAAACGUUGCUUUUUCCUUUAGGGAAAGUUUGUCAUUAUCAGUGCCCAGGGCAAAUGUCAUCUGUUCCCACUGAAGUCAAUUGCUCAUUUCCAAAAAGUCUCUGUUUUAAGUACAGUAAUAAGAGCGUGAAAGAUGGGCAAUUCACUGCACUAGGGUGUAUAUCAGCUGAACUAUGCAGACAACUUGACAACCGAAAAGGCUUGGAAUGUUGCCAUGGUGAUUUGUGUAAUACAGGUGAGGCGAGAAAGACUAUCAAAAUUGAAGCCCUAAUUACAGUUUGGAUGCAGUGCUCAAUACAUGGAACCAGUCUGACCUCGCGUUCGGUUGUUCUGGAACCUAGUGGAAACAAUAAUUUUCAUAAUAAAGCUCAAAGCGCACUCUGGUAGGUUGAAAAAGCGCGCAUGCUUUAUGAGAGCCUAAAAGACGGAGCUAAGGCUGUCACGCCCUGCCAAUAUAGUUUGUUUUACGUCUCGUAUUCCCCCUACACAUCUUUUGUGCCUCUUCCUGAGCGCUUUACAACAGAACAAAGCACAAUCAAAGCUUCUUUAUUUGUUAAGUGCAGUGAUGGAAGAUUUUAAAUUGUUUUUGGCAAAUCAUCAGCGUGUCAAUCAAAUAAAAAAAAAAUGUCUAGGGUUAGAGAAGUUAAGAGACGUAAUGAUGUGAUAUGACAUAUAGGUUACGUCAUCCCUCUGAUUAAUGGCCGCGUCAUCGUCUUGAUGACUUUCAUCAUGUUUAGAAAAGUUUGAAAGCAGGACUAAAUUGAUUCAAAAUCAACAGAUAGAUACCAAAAUGAUGACAUAGUGACCACCAGGGAAAUAUUACACUGAUUUUCACUAUAUAGUUAUCAGUAUUUAUUUAUUUUAUAAUAAUUAUUUAUGAAUGAUCUGCGACAUAUAAAAAAGUUCUUAAAAUGAAAAUAAAAAGUCCCCGAAUGUUAUCCUUUCUUAAAGGGAAAUAACAUAUAUUUAUCAGUAAAAGUGACUAGGGUUAGUGAUUUCGGCGCAAAUUUCUAGGUCUAAUUGUUCGAAAUUGUUGUUUUUCUCCGUUUCAGCAAUAUCCUGCUAUCGAUGUGAAAACAGUUCAUCUCUUGACGAAUGCCAAAAAAACCAAGUCGACGUAGAUUGCCCCAUACCUGUUCACUACUGCGCAAAAAUUAAGUAUGAAUCGACAACAAGAGAGGGCAAAAUACAAACGACUUAUCGCAAGGGAUGUGUUACCAAAGAUCAGUGUAAUGCGACCAGUGGAAAGAUUGUAGAUUGCUGCAAAGGCGACAAGUGUAAUACAAGUAAGAAGAAAUUAUUUUUUAUCUUACAAAGUAGCAUACUUUUCAAUCUCGUUCCCAGGGACUUCUCGUUUUCAAAUGGCGGCGGCAUAUUGGAAAACGAGAAGACCCUUGAACGAGGUUUUCACAGUUUGAGUCUUGUUUAA